Messenger RNA from Symsagittifera roscoffensis, 1550 nucleotides. Its product is annotated as stabilizer of axonemal microtubules 1-like. Gene Ontology annotation, cellular component: centriole; cytoskeleton; ciliary basal body. The record is from RefSeq and is a predicted model, not a curated record. The transcript is spliced from 7 exons. Bases 153 to 1550 code for a protein of 465 amino acids. Lineage: Eukaryota; Metazoa; Xenacoelomorpha; Acoela; Convolutidae. Gene Ontology annotation, molecular function: microtubule binding.
CACAAUCAAUACUUGAAAACAAAGCAAAAUUCAUCUUAGUAAAAUUUAAAACAGUAGAAAUAAACAUCGGAUACACCAGAGUGACAAUUCCUUUACUGAUGACGGCAACGAAAAAGAGUCACUCAUCAAUAUGAAUUUAUGGUCUUGCUAUCAUGGUUUGUGAAUGUAUCUGUCAAAUCUGCAUCUGCGGAAAACACACCUGUCCAGUACAUGGGAGGAGUUCCCUCACAAUCUCCAAGGGGGAAAUCUGCAAAGUGACCGAGUACUCCAAUCGAUACAGAGUACCCGAACUGUGCCAGGUCAAAUCGUGCAAACCCGAACAAUGUGUACCCGAGUCGGGUGAUUUCUGUGCCGACACGACUACGAAAUGCGACUACAAAGCACACGACUCGGCCAGACGAGACUUGAUCAAAUAUAAUGACACUCUGAAGAAUAAAGGAAAUCUAGAUACGACUACGAUGUACAGAAAGGAGUUUCCAAUUAAGGAGAUCUGCAAGACCAGGUCUUGUAAGCCGGACAUUGACUGGUGCAAGCCGGAGCAGGAAUUCCCGGCCGACACGACCCAGAGGUCAGAUUACAAGGCAUGGGCACAGAAGCCACGCAACACCUGCAAAAAAGAUGAGGUGUACAGUGCCCCCGAAGGGAAGAUGAGUGGAGACACUACUAACAACAGCACCUACAAGGCACACGACAUGUGCAGAGUGCAGAGCUGCAAACCCAAUGAGAUCCCCAUGGACUCCGGCACAUUCAACCCCAUGACUGAGAACAAGGCGACUUAUGUGGCUCACCCAGUGAACAAACCAGACUCAUGCAAACCACCUGAAGAGUACACGCCAGCUGGUCCAUUCGACAGUCUCACCACAAGCAGGAGGGACUACACCACCAAGUGUCUCUCGAAGACUCUGAGUUGCAAGCCAGAGGACACCUGCAUCCAGUCCGAUAUCCCUCUGAAUGCGACCACUGAAACGAGGGACAAUUAUAAGGCACCCAAUGGAAAGAGGCCAGACCUCAUCAUUCCAGGCGACAACCUGUGCAACAAGGGAGCUUUGGAGAAGUUGACAACCAACAGGAGGGACUACAAGUACAGUGGGGGCUGCAGGGCGGAGAGUGCGAAGCCGAUAGAGUGUGCCAACCUCAGCGACAUCCCCUUCGACUCCAACACAGAGUUCAACAGCAACUUCAAGGCAUGGGCAGCUAAGAAGAGGAACAGCUGCGCUCCACAGCCUGACUACAAGCCCUCGGAAGCGCCGUUUGAGAAGACGACUGCCUACAACACCAACUACAUUGCACACCAGAUAUGCAAACCCAUCUCAUGCAAACCACAAGUGUGUCGCAAUGAGGUGUGUGACUUCAAAGGGGACACGGAGUACAAGAUGUCCUAUAAUUACAAACAGGCGGCAUGUUGUCCAGUGCUGAACUUGGCCGGGCUGGGGUAUGAGUUUGUGCAGCAGACAUGUGAUGGCCACCAAGUGUUCACCAAGUUCUGUCCCGACCCCACCUGCCCCUCCCAGAAGCAACACAACGAGGACUUCCAGAAGAAGCCCAUCUAA